GUGGGCUCCUCCCCCAACUCCUUGGACACAUGAUUUUCUCUUGGUUUUUCUUGGUUUCUCUUGGUUUCUCUCGUGGUUUCAUCGUAAUUGUUUUUGUUUCCAUUGUUCUUGUUGUGCCGUGAUUUCGUCUAUGUUUGCGAGCGCGCGCGUUUGCGUCCCUCCGGCGGCGGCGGCGGCAAUCGGCACCUGCCCAUCCCUCUCGCGGUUCUCGACAGGGAUCCCUCUUAAAGGUUGAGGCCCACUCGAGACACAUAGCUCCACAAACACACUUACACAUUAGCGAUAUAACGUAACGUAAUAUCAAAGCAAAGGGAUUUUUCCUGUGCAAUUUGGCAAAAGCGCACAGGUUUUGCCCUCUAAGAUAGGCACCAGGUUUUUCUAGUUAGGACUUUCCUGGUGGAACUCACAACACAACAACAUCACACAUUACAACACUACCACAUUUCAGCAUCAAGAUUCAGCAGCAAGAAAUGUAAGUACUCAAAAUCCCUCUCGGCACUGCCACUCUGGCACCCUUUCUGGCUUUCCCUUGCACUUGCUUCCACCGGACGUCACAUGAGCCGGGCUAACGUAAACUUUGUUCUUAAUAUUGCCUUGGGCCGGAAUAACAUAGCCGGCAUUAAAGUAAAGUAAAACGGAAGAUCUGGCUAAUUGCCAGCUAGUAACUUCCCCCUACCCCGACCAGGGCCUCGGCCUGUCGGGAGCAAAAUUCAAAAAAAAAAAAAAAAAAAAUGACUAUACCUGACGCCAGAAAAAGAUGACCGAGUCUACCGCUGCCACCGCCCCUGCUGCUGGCGCCGCCAAGGCGGCCAAGGCAAAGGUGCCUCGCACCAAGCCGACGCACCCGCCCACCAACGAGAUGGUCCAGGGAGCCAUCAAAGGUCUGAAGGAGCGAGGAGGCUCGUCGCUGAUCGCCAUCAAGAAGUACAUUGCAGCGAACUACAAGGUCGACGUUGAAAAGCUGGCGCCGUUCAUCAAAAAGGCUCUCAAGACUGGCGUCACCAGCGGCGCCCUGGUGCAGACCAAAGGCAAGGGUGCCAGCGGAUCGUUCAAGCUGUCUUCCGCUGCUGCCAAGCCGGCCAAGCCCGCCGCAAAGUCGCCUAAGAAGCCUGUGGCCGCGAAAAAGACACCAAAGAAGACUGCUACCAAAAAGUCCGCGGACAAAAAGAAGACUGCCAAGUCUCCCGCCAAGGCCCAGAAGCCCAAGGCCAAGCCAACCAAAGCUAAGAAGGCCAAGUCGCCGGCGAAGAAGCCCAAGGCACCGAAGCCCAAAAAGACGGCUGCCAAAAAGCCUGCCGCCAAAAAGGCCCCGGCUAAGAAGUGAACGAUGUGCCUGACCGUUCCGCUGGCACAUGUCAAUGGCUCUUAUCAGAGCCA
This is a messenger RNA of Amphibalanus amphitrite, 1377 nucleotides long. RefSeq names its product histone H1-like. Gene Ontology annotation, molecular function: nucleosomal DNA binding; double-stranded DNA binding; structural constituent of chromatin. The record is from RefSeq and is a predicted model, not a curated record. The coding region runs from base 758 to 1324 and encodes 188 amino acids. Lineage: Eukaryota; Metazoa; Arthropoda; Thecostraca; Balanomorpha; Balanidae. The transcript is spliced from 2 exons. Gene Ontology annotation, cellular component: nucleus; nucleosome. Gene Ontology annotation, biological process: chromosome condensation; negative regulation of DNA recombination; nucleosome assembly.